AUGCAUGAACAUCGUGUUCACAUUAAUCCCGAUAGACGUGUGUCAACGCAUCACAUAAUCGACUAUAUGUCACGCGAAAACCUGUCGAAUGCGCUCAACACGGCCGCGGCAACAGUGCACGUGCCCGCACACGACAUUGAUGGCGACGAUAUUCUCGAGAACCUGAAAGGCUGUGAGAAACGAACUAUCACCUUUUAUGAUGAAAACCUCCCCAUAUACGUCAUGGUACGGAGCCCAAGGGCAACCGAGGCGCCCAAACAGACCCAUCUGGACAUACCUACGGGAUCGCCACCGCUACUCGAACACUCGGGACCUCAAUCGCUAGAAGCAUUCAAAGAGGCAGUUGAACAUCUGUCUCUGGAAGUAGAGACACAUGUGACCGGAAACGAGACGAAACCCGAGCCCAGAGCUCGGUCAUUUCUGCUCUAUUCGGGAAUCGUCAAAGCGGAAGAUAUUGUGUUUCUGGGCGAGGACAAGGAGGAGCAUUUCUGCUGUGUGUGGAAAUCCCAUGCAUUGCUGGAGCACCCACGAAGCAGACUCCAACAGGCCAAAAUCAAACUCACAAUCAACAGUACUCUAGUCCCCGAGGCAGAGGCCCCCAAAGAUACAAGUGCAUCGACCUCGACGGCCAAGGACGCUAGCCAAGAGAUUCUCAAGCCAUUCGGGUACGCUGUUGAACAAAACAUCUUCGAAACGCUUCAAGAUGGUAUCAGCAUUCCUCAUUCGAGAAUGGUGGGCGAUGAUGAAGCCACUAAAUCGGCAAAAUCACCUCCUAUGAAAAACUCCAACCCGUCUUUGCCUCGCUCUGGACAUGCUAGAGGUCUUUCAAUCGAAGCUCUGCAAUCUCACGACCUGCUUAACCUCUACGCAAUGGUGGAAAUCUCAAUAAUUCCCUGCAUCAAUCUCCGACUGAGAACCACCAAGUCUGCAGGUGUAGACAACGCUUUGAUUGUGUCUCUGGAGCUGGAAUGCAAUGGUGAGCUUGAAACAUGGAUCCACAAAAUAUCCGUGUCUCUGCCAUCGUGCGAUUGUGCAUCUUUCGGUCAGGUCAACCUGCCCCUCAAAUUUUCGCCCGGAGAUUCGUUCGUCAUGGCUUACAAGUUGACAGACUCGGAAAACAUGACUAAGAGCGGUAUGCAGCACUCUGGCAAGAGACCCAUUUCAAUCUGUCUAGACUCUGAGGCCGUUAUUGAAAAGGACGCCAAGGCUAACCCUCGAGUGACCACUUCAUGGAACACCCAAGUUGACUUCAGCAUAGCUUCUCCUCCUGGAGCUUCACUGCUCAGAAGUAACUCUGCCAGUAUCAGUAACGGAAGCAAGAACAUGCCCCCUUCUCUGGUCUCGCAGCCCUAUCUCAAGGGAAACACCUCUUCCAUAACUGUCAAUGUCCCUCGAACGAACCGGUCUCUAGCAGGUAUGGUCAUCUCCUUCUCUGGAACCUCAUCAGUCAAGGUUGGAGAAUCCUUCAAGUGGCGAGUCUUUGUGGUCAACAAAUCGGGUUCUGUGCGACGGAUGGCCAUGUACGUACAGCCCAAGGAGAGAUACAUUGACACCCAUGUUCUCGCUGGAGACAUCAUCCCUGUUGUCAAUAGACAGGCAUUGAAAGCUGCACAUAAUGCUGGUUCGCUGGAACCUACAGGUAUUCUGGCUCUUGCCAACGACAUCAAACUGGGCCCUCUAUCUCCUCACGAGUGUUAUGAGACCGAUAUAACAAUGGUGGCUCUUUCAGUUGGUAUAUUCUCUUUGGAGGGUGUCAAGAUUGUGGACACUGUUACUGGAGACAGUUAUGACUGUGGUAAGCUGAUGGAGGUUGUUGUUAGCGAGUAA
Messenger RNA from Yarrowia lipolytica CLIB122, 1827 nucleotides. RefSeq lists its product as uncharacterized. Gene Ontology annotation, biological process: intra-Golgi vesicle-mediated transport. The record is from RefSeq and is a predicted model, not a curated record. Gene Ontology annotation, cellular component: trans-Golgi network; TRAPPII protein complex. Lineage: Eukaryota; Fungi; Ascomycota; Dipodascomycetes; Dipodascales.